Messenger RNA from Lactuca saligna, 843 nucleotides. The record is from the annotation of a GenBank genome assembly. Lineage: Eukaryota; Viridiplantae; Streptophyta; Magnoliopsida; Asterales; Asteraceae.
AUGUUCCCAACAUGGAUAGCAAAUCCGAUCAUGGUAUGGAAAGACAAUGGGGCAUGGCGAAUGUGCAUAGAUUAUUCACAUCUCAACAACACCUGUCUAAAGGAUUGCUAUCCUCUCUCGGAGAUCGAUCAGAAAGUCCACUCGCUUGAAGGUUCCCAACUCAAAUGUUUUCUCGAUGCAUAUAAGGGCUAUCACCAGAGAUUGAUGGACAACGUAUUCACCAAUCGGAUUGGUCAGAAUAUCGAAGUCUACGUCGACGAUAUGGUAAUUAAAAGCCACAACGAAGAGAUGAUACUCCAAGAUGUGGAAGAAACCUUCAAAUCGCUAGCUAAAGUGCAGAUGAAGUUAAAUCCGGCUAAGUGUACUUUCAGAGUCGAUGAGGGACAAUUCCAUGGUUAUCAGGUUGAAAUCCCAGAUGCCAUCAAGCGAUUGCCAACGACAAUCUCUGUCGACCCACUAGAGCUUGAGGUUGGAAAAAACUUUGGAAGUUGUACACCGAUGGCGCAGCAAGCAAAGAAGGAUCAGAGCAACCCAACUGACAUUCCUAAUGGCUUCAUUCCAUUUUCCGCAACUUGGCAUUCAUAUGUGAUUAGUAAUCGAAAAAAUGAGAAUUCCAUGGUAAUGAGCUUCAUUGACAGGAAAACUCUCCAGAACUCUGCUGAUGAUUAUCCAAAAAUUGUUGACCUACUUUGUCGGUUUGCCAUUCAUCAUAAAAAUCAUGGAGCUGGUGCAACCGAUGUUCACUCAGUCGCUAUGUCUACAAGGUUGGAUGCAAUCAUAUCUAUGUAUGGAGUCUCAAUUGCUCGCAGUCUGAUGAAGAUAGAGGCUACCUUCAGAUGCUAA